AUGACCACCAAACAGACCAAGUUUGAGCUCCGGAUGGUCCCGCCGCAGUGCCCGCGCUGGCAAACGAGCAGUGCUGCACCAUCAUCACGGCAUGGGCCGGACAGCGAGAGCCAAGUUGCCGCGAUCAGAGCCCGCCUGCUCGCGUGGUACGAUGCGAAUGCGCGCACACUGCCAUGGCGCGCUCCACCGCAGACGCACAUGCAGACAGACAAGACAAAGCAAGAGAAAGACCAGGAAGAAGAGCAAGACCAGGGCUCGAGGGUGGAUUGGGUUCAAGACAAGCGCAAUCGCAGGAACCUCGACUUGACUCGAGACGACAGCAGAAAUCAAUCAGACGAUCAGAGCGACCAGCAAGAUUCAUGCAUGGAUCAGAUCCAACUUCAUCGUAGCCAGAGCAAGAACCUGACCCGAGACCGCGGAUACGACGUCUGGGUCUCGGAAAUCAUGCUGCAGCAGACGCAGGUCGCGACCGUGAUUCGUUACUACACGCGAUGGAUGGACAGCUGGCCAAGUAUCGCCGAUCUGGCUGCAGCCACGCCAGAGCAAGUGCAGGAAGCAUGGCGCGGGCUGGGAUACUACUCGCGCGCGCGACGACUGCGUGAGGCAGCGGUCAAGGUUCAUCGAGAGCUUGGCGGGGCCUUGCCUCGGUCUGCAAAGGAGCUACAAGCUCAAAUACCAGGUGUCGGACCAUAUACCGCUGCAGCAAUUGCGUCUAUUGCGUACAAUGAGCCGGUCGGGCUCGUGGACGGGAAUGUAGUGAGGGUGUUGACUCGGCUCUUUGCCAUUGGCGCCGACGUUGCCGGGUCUGUCGCAGCAGUCUGUGCAGAAGAACGAGCCUCCACCUCGGGAGAAGCGAAACCGGUGACUGAACCGGCACCAACAGAGGUUUCGGAAGCCAAACCACCGAUCAAAUCAACCUCGACCAAACCUGCCUUGAAGUCAUCAUCGUCGUCAAGUGCGGCUGCGACCGGACGUGCCGUACCCGUCGAAAAUAUUCUCUGGAGCAUUGCAAACCGGUUGGUCGAUGCUACGCGGCCAGGGGACUUUAAUCAAGCAAUGAUGGAGCUCGGCGCGACCGUUUGCACUCCAACCAGUCCACAGUGUGGAUCAUGUCCCUUGCAGACUGAGUGCAUGGCAUACCGUGAUCAAGAGCGCUCACCAGACCAGUCAGCUGAACAUUUAGCGCGAAACUGCGGACUUUGCUUGCCUGCCGACGCUUGGGCAAACGGAAACCCCUCAGUCACACUCUAUCCUCGGAAGCUCAAAAAGACGCGGCAACGAGAAGAGCACGCCGCUGUUUGUAUUGUAGUAGAUCGCCACACGGGUCCUGUCGACCGGUAUUUGAUGGUGCGGCGUCCAGACAAGGGGCUCCUGGCAAAUUUAUGGGAGUUCCCAACCUGUUCCCUGCCCAACGCCGGUGCCACUGACACGGAAGCCGCUGCUGGAGACGAAAGCAGCGAUGACAGUGACUCGGAAGGCAGGGCAACGUUGCCGUCAAACCGUCGCCGCAGCAGUUCAAGUUCGACCACGACCGAAACCAAAGUCGAUGCUGCUGCGGGAGCGUCGGCAACUGCCACGCUAAUGGCUGCUGCUCGUAAACAGACCUUGGACGAGUCCGCUGCGCAAAGUACCCACGAUGCUCUGGCACAGGUCUGCCGCGCCACCACGAACGGCUACCUCGAAUCCACGUUGUUAGGCGGUCUUGUUCCGCUUGCCGAUGUCAUUGACGAAAAGUCGCGAAAAGCGGUUGGUUCCACUGUGCACCUCUUUUCUCACAUCCGACAGACAUACCACGUGGAAGUGGUCGAUCUGAAGGCUUCCGUGGCGCCUGAUGUGCUUCUUUCACAGCUGCAGGUCGAGUCGCGCUGGCUGACCGCCAAUGACAUGCUCGCAUCCGCCGUUCCGACGGCCGUAAUGAAGGCAUUUGAACUGUUUACCCAGGCUGCUCAAAAGACCUCGAAAUCGCUCAAGACCGUCCAUGCUGAAGCCGAAUCAAAAACCGCCACUCCCACUCCUCGAGUCAAGCGCAGAGCCAGCCAACCACCGUCCGCAUCUGCAACGCCUUCCAUAGCUUCCUUCCUCGUGAAACGAAGUCGCGUGGUUAAAUCCGAAACUGUCGAUGUGUCUGAUGAUUGA
Molecule: messenger RNA, 2136 nt
Organism: Capsaspora owczarzaki ATCC 30864
Lineage: Eukaryota; Filasterea; Ministeriida; Capsasporidae
Product: A/G-specific adenine glycosylase
Exons: 1
Coding region: 1-2136 (711 amino acids)
Biological process (GO): mismatch repair; base-excision repair
Cellular component (GO): nucleus
Molecular function (GO): 4 iron, 4 sulfur cluster binding; 8-oxo-7,8-dihydroguanine DNA N-glycosylase activity; oxidized purine DNA binding
Source: RefSeq, a predicted model, not a curated record